Malania oleifera is the source of this 1709-nucleotide messenger RNA. RefSeq lists its product as uncharacterized. The coding region runs from base 363 to 1550 and encodes 395 amino acids. The record is from RefSeq and is a predicted model, not a curated record. Lineage: Eukaryota; Viridiplantae; Streptophyta; Magnoliopsida; Santalales; Ximeniaceae. The transcript has 7 exons.
UUUUUCAAUUAUAAGUUUCGGAAAAAUUGAUUAGAGACGUCGUUUGCUUCUAUUCGCCCGAUCGCAUUCUCUCUCUCUUUCGCAGCUAGUCCCACAGCGACGCCACCACAGCUAUCACCGCCGGCGCCGCCGUUGCAGUGGGUUACCGUCGUCAGGAUUGGCCGUUCAUCUUGCCGUGUAGGAGCUGCCGUGAGGGACCUCUCAUAGCUCCAUUACCGAUUGUGCUGGAGAGAGGAGAUAAGCAGCUAAUUUUGCUGGAGAGACUGAGAGAACAAUAUCAAGCAGGCAUAUGGGCUAAAGGUGCACAUCUUGUGUAGGUUGCCCCACUUGAGGCUACCUCAGGCCUUGGCACUUCACUUGUCAUGGAGAGUUCUGAUGAUGAGAAGGAUGCAGUCUUUCAGAAUCAUAUACCAAAAGAACUUGGUCAUAGUUUAACACCUAAUGGUACAAAAUUUGUGGAUGAAGUACUCAAUGGCCAAAAUGAGCGGUGUUUGGAGAAUUUUCGUAUGGAUAAGCAUGUUUUCUACAAGUUAUGUGAUAUUUUGCAAGCCAAAGGACUAUUACGUCACACAAAUCGAAUAAAGAUUGAGGAACAGUUGGCAAUAUUCUUGUUCAUAAUAGGCCAUAAUCUGCGAACUCGAGCUGUGCAAGAGCUAUUUCGAUAUUCAGGAGAAACAAUUAGUCGCCAUUUCAACAAUGUUCUAAAUGCAAUCAUGGCCAUAUCAUUGGAUUUCUUUCAGCCUCCUGGUUCAGAUAUUCCACCAGAAGUUCUAAGGGACCCCAGAUUCUAUCCAUACUUUAAGGAUUGUGCAGGAGCAGUUGAUGGCAUACACAUUCCAGUGAUGGUGGGUGUUGAUGAGCAAGGACCUUUUCGUAAUAAAAAUGGAUUUCUUUCACAAAAUGUUCUGGCAGCUUGCUCAUUUGACCUGAAGUUUCAUUAUGUUCUAGCUGGCUGGGAAGGUUCAGCUGCAGAUUUGCGAGUUUUAAAUUCUGCACUCACAAGACGUAACAAAUUGCAGGUCCCUGAAGGUAAAUACUACCUUGUAAGUAGCAAGUAUGCAAAUAUCCCAGGCUUCAUUGCCCCAUAUCACGGUGUAUCCCUAUCCCAGUACUUGAAUGAAUUUGGUGGUGGUCUUCAUCCCCAAGAUGCUAAAGAGCUUUUUAAUCAUCGGCAUUCGGUGUUACAGAGUGCCACAGAUCGGACUUUCGGAGCUUUAAAGGCUCGCUUCCCUAUUUUGAUGUCAGCUCCUCCAUACCCAUUGCAAACGCAGGUGAAGUUGGUUGUGGCAGCAUGUGCCAUACACAAUUACAUCCGUAGAGAGAAACCAGAUGAUUGGCUUUUCAAACUGUAUGAACAGGAACAGGAAACUCUUGCAGAUAUGGAAGAGUCGUUGCAACCAUUGGAUGCACAACAGCUGAUGAUGCAUGCUGAGAACCAAGCUCUUGACAUGGCUUUUGAAGUGGAACAGCUUGAAGCUUCUUCACGGCUGCGGGACUCUAUUGCAGCUGAGAUGUGGGAUGAUUAUAUUCGUGAUUUUCCGAUCAUGUAAAGGUUUUGUUUUUGAAAUUUUGGCUGUGCGCGCUGCACUUUUGUUAAUACGAAGGUGUAUAUCAUUAUUUUUUUUUUUUACAAAUAUUUGAUGAAGUUGUACUUUGAAACUAUAAUGUAGGAGGGCAAUGAAGUAAGAUAAGAACUACAGUUCUGUACA